GCCGGGGCCGCCGCCGGGGCCGCGGGCAGAAAGGGGCCGUCAGAACCAUGGAGAGCGGCGCCGCGGGGCGCCUCGACGCCGCCGCCUUCCUGGGCGCCUGGCGGCGCUUCGACGCCGACGACAAUGGUUACAUAGAAGGGAAGGAGCUUGACAACUUUUUUCAUCAUCUCCUGGAGAAACUGGGACCAGAAGACACUGUCACUGAAGAAAAAGUUCAGAGGAUGAAGGAGCAAUUCAUGUCUGCCUAUGAUGUCACCACAGAUGGACGCUUGCAAAUCCAAGAGCUUGCAAAUACGGUCUUACCAGACGAUGAGAACUUUCUGCUGCUUUUCCGACGAGAAACUCCUUUGGACAACAGUGUGGAAUUCAUGCGGAUCUGGCGCAGUUACGAUGCUGAUAGCAGUGGAUUUAUUUCAGCUGGAGAGCUCAAAGAUUUCCUGCGAGAUCUCUUUUUGCAACAUAACAAGAUGGUUGCUGAAGUAAAGCUGGAAGAAUACACCGACACCAUGAUGAAAAUCUUUGACAAAAACAAAGACGGACGUCUGGACCUGAAUGAUCUGGCAAGGAUUCUGUCACUCCAGGAAAAUUUCCUUCUUCAAUUUAAAAUGGAUGCUUGCAGCACUGAAGAGAGGAGGAGAGAUUUUGAAAAGAUCUUUGCGCACUAUGACGUUAGUAAAACAGGAGCACUUGAAGGCCCAGAAGUGGAUGGGUUUGUCAAAGACAUGAUGGAAUUAGUCAAGCCCAGCAUUAGCGGGGUGGACCUGGACAAGUUCCGCCAGAUCCUGCUCAACCAUUGCGAUGUGAACAAGGAUGGGAAAAUACAGAAAUCCGAAUUGGCUUUGUGUCUUGGGCUUAAAAUAAACCCGUAGUUGGGAGAGUGCUCGUGGCGCAUUUCCCUUGCGAGAUUUGCCUGCUGCUGCCUGUAGAAGUGAGUCCAUGCUGCCAUGUGAGUUGUGGGAAGAAGAGGCACUGUGCCAUUGGCCUGGAGAGCGGCUGCACAAAGAUGCAUCUGCGUGGGACCUGCAUAGAGGGCCUCCCUGCUCUGCCACUCCCUUUGUGGUGUUUGCUCACUGCUCCUGCUUGUGGGUCCCCUUAAUGAUGUCUCUGCCCAUGAGCACACUAGCAGCUCAGAAAAGUUGUUGCUAUUCUUCUCUUGCCCCCGUGAAAUGCUGCCCUGCCUGUCCCCUACCAUAGGGACAAGCAUCUCCUUAAAAAUGUCCUGUCAGUGCUUUCAGAGUGCAGUUAUUAGGUGUUUCUGAUGGUCAUAUUAUGUGUGAAGUCAUUACUUUGGUGAGUGUUGUGCUUUCUUUGUGCAUUUAAAACAUUGGAUGGACGACAAUGGAUUUGUGCAGAAAUAAAAA
Cuculus canorus (common cuckoo) is the source of this 1361-nucleotide messenger RNA. It is a transcript of the gene SCGN, whose product is annotated as secretagogin, EF-hand calcium binding protein. Bases 48 to 869 code for a protein of 273 amino acids. Gene Ontology annotation, cellular component: cytosol; terminal bouton; synapse. The transcript has 11 exons. The record is from RefSeq and is a predicted model, not a curated record. Gene Ontology annotation, molecular function: calcium ion binding. NCBI's taxonomy places the organism in Eukaryota, Metazoa, Chordata, Aves, Cuculiformes, Cuculidae. Gene Ontology annotation, biological process: regulation of presynaptic cytosolic calcium ion concentration; regulation of long-term synaptic potentiation.